This is a messenger RNA of Salarias fasciatus (jewelled blenny), 2659 nucleotides long. It is a transcript of the gene prkcq, whose product is annotated as protein kinase C, theta. Gene Ontology annotation, biological process: protein phosphorylation. The transcript is spliced from 18 exons. Lineage: Eukaryota; Metazoa; Chordata; Actinopteri; Blenniiformes; Blenniidae. Gene Ontology annotation, molecular function: diacylglycerol-dependent serine/threonine kinase activity; ATP binding. The record is from RefSeq and is a predicted model, not a curated record. Bases 257 to 2416 code for a protein of 719 amino acids.
CCAGCUUCAGUCUGCAGCACCAAACUUCUCCUCUCUGCUGCAUCUCAGGUCGUUUUCAAGCAUCAAGGGUGGAGAUAUAAAGGGGAAAAUCCCUCCUCCCCCAUCAUCCCUCAGGAGAGAGCGGUGCAGCCCGGUGCAGCGAAGGACAGGAAGGUGGACGGUGUCACGUUAUUCGGCAUCGCGUACUCCGAAGUUUUCCCCCGGAGGUUGUUUGGAAAUCUGAGCGGAGGACGGACGAUAUAACGGUCCGCAAGUCAUGUCGCCUUUCCUGCGGAUCGGGUUCUCCAACUUCGAGAUGGACCCGGGCCUGGCCUACCACGAGGAGGUGCUGAACCCGUACUGUGCCGUUUACAUGAAGGAGGCCGUCGAGACAGAGAAGGGUCAAGUGCACAAGCAGAAGAAGCCCACCAUGUACCCCCCGUGGAGCACCACGUUCGACGCGCACGUGCACCGCGGCCGCAUCAUGCACGUGAUGGUGAAAGACCGCACGGCGGACCUCAAGUCGGAGGCCACGGUGGCGCUCGACUCGCUGGCGUCGCGCUGCAUCAAGGAGAACGGCAAGCUGGAGAUAUGGUUGGAGCUGAAGCCCCAGGGACGCCUGCUGAUGGAGGCCAGAUACUAUCUGGAGCGGAGCGACGCUGUGGGUCAGAUCGGCGGAGACCGCGAGUCCGAGAGGGAGCGAGACGGUCUGUUCACCCUCGUCCACCGACGGGGCGCCAUCAAGCAGGCCAAAGUUCACGUGGUGAAGUGCCACGAGUUCAGCGCCACGUUCUUCCCUCAGCCGACCUUUUGCUCCGUCUGCAAAGAGUUUGUCUGGGGGCUCAACAAGCAGGGCUACCAGUGCAGACAGUGCAAUGCAGCAAUCCACAAAAAAUGCAAAGACAAAGUGAUCGCCAAAUGUACCGGGUCUGCCAUCAACAGCAAGGAAACCAUGAUCCACAAGGAGCGCUUUAAGAUCGACAUGCCGCACAGGUUCAAAGUCUACAACUACAAAAGCCCCACGUUCUGCGAACACUGCGGCACGCUGCUGUGGGGGCUCGCCCGGCAGGGGCUCAAAUGUGAGGAAUGCAACAUGAAUGUCCACCACAAAUGCCAGAAUAAAGUAGCCAACCUCUGCGGAGUCAACCAGAAGCUGAUGGCCGAAGCUCUGGCCAUCAUCGAAAGCAAGCAACAGACGAAGAGCGUCCGAGACAGCGACAUCGUCAGCCGGGAAGGCCCAGUAGACGUGAGCCAGCCGGGAAUGGUCCGGGCGCCAUCGGGGUUAGUCAUGGCUUUACCGCCCGUCGGUGUGCCUGCAAGCAAAGACCUGCAGGGCGUUUCGUGGGAGGGACCGGGAGACGUUGGCCAGUCGGUCCCGGAGAGGCUUCCCGAGGAGCCGCUGUACGCCAUUCCCCGGAAGGAGCACCAGCCCAAGUUCAACAUCGAGGACUUCGUCCUGCACAAGAUGCUCGGGAAAGGCAGCUUCGGCAAGGUGUUUUUAGCAGAACUGAAGAAGAGCGGAGAGUUUUUUGCGGUCAAGGCGCUGAAGAAAGACGUGGUGCUGAUGGACGACGACGUGGAGUGCACCAUGGUGGAGCGGAGGGUUCUGUCUUUAGCCUGGGAGAAUCCCUUCCUCACCCACCUUUACUGCACCUUCCAGACCAAAGAAAAUCUCUUCUUUGUGAUGGAGUAUCUGAAUGGAGGCGAUCUCAUGUUCCACAUCCAGAACUGCCACAAGUUUGACGUACACAGGGCCACCUUUUAUGCAGCUGAGAUCAUCUGCGGGCUUCAGUUCCUGCACUCGAAAGGAGUCAUCUACAGAGAUCUGAAGCUGGACAACGUUCUGCUGGACUCUGAUGGUCAUAUAAAGAUCGCAGACUUUGGCAUGUGUAAGGAGAACAUGCAGGAUGAAUCUCGGACUUCCACCUUCUGCGGAACCCCUGAUUAUAUCGCACCCGAGAUCCUGCUGGGUCAGAAGUACAACAGCUCGGUGGACUGGUGGUCGUUCGGCGUGCUGCUCUACGAGAUGCUGAUCGGUCAGUCGCCGUUCCACGGCCGCGAUGAAGAGGAGCUAUUUCAGUCCAUACGAACGGACAACCCCGCUUAUCCCAACUGGCUCAGCAAACCUGCCAAGGACAUACUCGUCAAGCUGUUUGUGAGGGAGCCUGAGGAGCGACUGGGAGUGAAGGGAAACAUCCGACAGCACAGCUUCUUCAACUGCUUUGACUGGGAGGCUCUGGAACAACGGCAGGUGACGCCACCCUUCAAGCCAACUUUAACGUCACCCGGCGAUUACAGCAACUUCGACAAGGAGUUCAUCAACGAGAAGCCCAGACUAUCGUGCGCCGACCGCACGCUCAUCAACAGCGUGGACCAGACCAUGUUCAGGAACUUCUCCUUCGUUAACCCUGGCAUGACCCGCGUCGCGGCACGCUGAUCGCCCAGCCGGUCACGGCCUGCAUGUGUUCAUCGAACUACACCAGAGACUCUAGACUGAGAAUGUCACAACACACACACACAACUGUUCACACAAACGUGAUUAUCACGACCACUACGGGAGGGAGACCUGAGAGGGAGGCUCAUUCAGCAGAACCUAUAGGAACCUCUCGAAUAGCGUUCAAUUUGAAAAAAAAAAAAAAAACAAAAACACGUGAAAAAUACCUUACAAUAAACAUUACAA